Drosophila willistoni is the source of this 1754-nucleotide messenger RNA. It is a transcript of the gene atms, whose product is annotated as RNA polymerase II-associated factor 1 homolog. Bases 67 to 1698 code for a protein of 543 amino acids. The record is from RefSeq and is a predicted model, not a curated record. The transcript has 3 exons. Gene Ontology annotation, biological process: transcription elongation by RNA polymerase II. Gene Ontology annotation, cellular component: Cdc73/Paf1 complex. Gene Ontology annotation, molecular function: RNA polymerase II complex binding; chromatin binding. NCBI's taxonomy places the organism in Eukaryota, Metazoa, Arthropoda, Insecta, Diptera, Drosophilidae.
AGCCCUGUUUGCACUUGUUUUUGUUAUAAAAAUCGCUAAAAUUUAUGAAAAUAUAGAAAGUAAAAGAUGCCACCAACAAUAUUAAACAAUACGGCCGAUAAGCGGCCGCAAAGGCAAACGGAACGCAAGUCGGAAAUAAUUUGCCGCGUUAAGUAUGGCAACAGUCUGCCAGAUAUACCCUUCGAUCUGAAGUUCCUGCAAUAUCCCUUCGACAGUCAUCGCUUUGUUCAAUAUAAUCCCACAUCGCUGGAACGCAAUUUUAAAUACGAUGUCCUCUCCGAACACGACUUGGGUGUGACAGUGGAUUUAAUCAAUCGCGAAUUAUAUCAGGCUGAUUCGGUAUCCAUGUUGGAUCCCGCUGAUGAGAAACUACUAGAGGAGGAGACUCUUACGCCAACAGAUUCGGUUCGUUCGCGUCAGCAUUCUCGCACUGUGUCGUGGUUGCGCAAAUCCGAGUAUAUAUCCACGGAACAGACUCGCUUCCAGCCUCAAAAUCUUGAGAACAUUGAAGCGAAGGUCGGUUACAAUGUGAAGAAAUCCUUGCGAGAGGAGACACUCUAUUUGGAUCGCGAUGCCCAGAUCAAGGCCAUUGAAAAGACUUUCGUUGACACCAAGACUGAGAUCACCAAGCAUUACUCCAAACCCAAUGUGGUGCCGGUCGAGGUAUUGCCCAUAUUCCCAGAUUUCACCAAUUGGAAGUAUCCAUGUGCUCAGGUCAUAUUCGAUAGCGAUCCUGCUCCAAUGGGCAAGAAUGUUGUCGCUCAAUUGGAGGAAAUGUCUCAGGCCAUGAUUCGUGGUGUGAUGGACGAAAGCGGAGAGCAGUUUGUGGCCUAUUUCCUGCCCACAGAACAGACGCUGGAGAAGCGACGCACCGAUCUCGUUGCAGGCGAAUUGUACAAGGAUGACGAGGAGUAUGAAUUCAAGAUUGCCCGCGAAUACAACUGGAAUGUCAAGACAAAGGCAUCGAAGGGUUAUGAGGAGAACUAUUUCUUUGUUAUGCGUCAAGAUGGUAUCUACUACAAUGAAUUGGAGACGCGUGUCCGUCUCAAUAAGCGACGUGUUAAAAUUGGCCAACAACCCAACAAUACCAAGCUGGUGGUCAAACAUCGUCCCUUGGAUGCCAUGGAGCAUCGCAUGCAACGCUACCGUGAACGCCAAUUGGAAGUACCCGGCGAAGAUGAGGAGGAGGAAGUUGUGGAAGAAGACGAAAUGGAGGCUGACGAGGAGGAAACACAAGGACAAAAAACUCCGACCGCGGUUGAUGUACCCGCUGCUAAGGAGGCCUCGGAACCUAAGCCAUCCGCUGGUGGCGACACCCCAGCUCAGCAAGCUCGAGACCGCCAAUCAAGAUCACGUGAGCGCCAAUCACGUUCACGCACCCGCAGCCGCAGUGGCUCACGCAGUGGAAGUGGAUCACGCAGCGGUAGUGGUUCACGUAGUGGCUCUCGUUCUCGAUCGCGAUCUCGUUCAGGCAGUGGCAGUCGUUCUAGCUCGCCUGGUUCCGGCUCGGCAAGAUCCCGUUCACACACUCCAGCUGGUUCUCAGAAAUCUGGAAGUCGCAGCCCCAAAUCCAAGUCGAGAAGUCGUAGCCCUUCCGGCUCACGUUCUGGAUCAGGAUCGCGAUCGCCCACACGCUCUCGCAGUGGUUCACCCAGCGGAUCGGGUUCUAGUUCAGGCAGUGGUUCCGACGAAGAAUAACUCGGCUCUUCUAAUUAAAACAACUUUAAUUACAAAUAAAUAAUUAUAAAAACAAA